Messenger RNA from Fraxinus pennsylvanica, 339 nucleotides. NCBI's taxonomy places the organism in Eukaryota, Viridiplantae, Streptophyta, Magnoliopsida, Lamiales, Oleaceae. The record is from the annotation of a GenBank genome assembly.
AUGUCCAGGGAGAAGUCAUUGAACCUGUUGCCUAUGGUUGACAGUUUUGGGAGAGCCAAGCAACAGAUCAUACUAGAAACAGAAAAAGAAAAGAAGAUUGAUGAAAGUUACCAGGGUAUGUAUAAGCAAUUUGUGGAGAUCAUGAGGAGCUUUCUCGUGGCUGCUGUUCCUACACAUGGAUGCACGAAGAUAUUGCUCGUGAGGAGUUGCAAGUGUUCAAGGAGGGAAGUGGAACACAAGAACUUUGCCGGGGUUCCUUCUUGGAGACCGCCUAUUAAGACCUGCAAUGGUCAAGGUAGUCUGGAGAAGAACAGUGCUUUGGCGUUUGAACAUAGUUGA